This is a messenger RNA of Myzus persicae (green peach aphid), 3515 nucleotides long. RefSeq names its product cationic amino acid transporter 2-like. Gene Ontology annotation, biological process: amino acid transport; transmembrane transport. Gene Ontology annotation, cellular component: plasma membrane. Bases 1561 to 3138 code for a protein of 525 amino acids. Gene Ontology annotation, molecular function: amino acid transmembrane transporter activity. Lineage: Eukaryota; Metazoa; Arthropoda; Insecta; Hemiptera; Aphididae. The record is from RefSeq and is a predicted model, not a curated record. The transcript has 13 exons.
UUUGCACUUGGCCAUGAGCUAGAAAGAAAAUAUAAAUAGCACACUGGUUCAAUUUAUAAUAUUUUGUGUGUAUAAUUAAUAAUAACGAGUAUACAUUAUUAUUAUGAUAACUAGAAUCAGUCAAAUUGACAAAUUUCCAACUUUGCUGGAAUUUGUUAAAAAAGGGUGAAUUCUCAAACUUUUUUUAAACAAAUCCACUGCAGUUAUCUAUUCAAUGACGAUAAGUACUCUCGAAUUCAUAUACACAUUAUACGAGAGAACGGUUCCACCCACUUAUACAUUUUUUAUUAUUUAGUUGUACUCUUAUAAAUUAUAAUACAUGUAUACGAUCGUAUUCGGGUAGAUAACUAUAAGGUAUAUUUAUUUCUCAUUUACUGAUAUUUAUUUAAAAAUAGUGCAUUAGGCGUAUUAAGUAUUACGAAAAAAAACUCCAAAAACACAUGUAGCGUAGAUAUUUUAUUAGUAUAAUAAUCUAUCAUUCUGGUGCACCGUGCACUUUUAUUCACACACACCGAUACAAACUUAUAAAAUACUAUUGUGAAAUCAAAUCAUAGGUAAUAUGAUUGUUAUGGCAAUAUGUAUCGCCUGUCUACAUAUUUAAAUAUUUUACAGUCACGAGAUUAACUAGUCGAGUACCUACGUCUUAAUGGCCAAACGGGUGUGGAGCUUUCAAUAUAUUGUUUGUAUAUUCAGUGGUGUUUGAAAAUAUCUUACAGCCCUGAGUGUAAUUCAUUAAGAAGAAAAAUGAUUUUUUACUGUAUCACUAUUUGUUUUAAAAUUUUAUACCAUAAAUGGUAUAGGGUCACAUUUUUUAUUGUGAUCGAAUCUGCAUUAGGUGGCCCUAUAUCAUGUGAGCAGAAAAAGUUGUACCUUAGACUUAUUCCUAACGUAUUCCUAACGUCCCUAACUAUCGAUUGAGACUUGAAUAAUGUUGGGUUUUAUUGGUGAAUUGACCAUAAAUGUUACCAAACCCUAACCCUGGGUCUAAAGUAACUAAGGUUUACUGUUUCAAUGAAGGUGUUCCGUAUAAACAUAAUGUAAGCAUAUCAUUACAUUAUUCUUUUAUAAAAACGAAAACAGCAAUGUAUUGGUACAUAUAUAAAUAUGUUAUUGUAAAAUUUACCUAAUAACUGAUUAACAAAUCGUUCGGUUUGUUGUUUACAGUAAUAUGAAGUCGAUUAAAAAAAAAAAAUGUUUAAGUUUUCUGGUCUAAUAAAUAACAAUUUAUUAAGUAUUUGAAGAUAAUUCUCUAUUAGAGCUCACUUAUCAUAAUGGUAUCAGUAUAUAUUAAUUCCUGUAUUGUCGAUAUUGAGCUUUAUUAUUGAUUAUCAGUUAUUACUGCCUGUCGAUCGACGAACUGUGUAAAAGUGAAGUGCCACCGUAUAAACACAGAUAAAUUGUUUUUUAAUUUUCUCACUGACUUUAAUAUUGUUUAAGGUAGGUUUAUUCAGGGUAUCAUAUUGUCUUACCACUAACUUCGAUCUAAAGCCUUACGCAUGCCUCAUAACGCACAUUGACGUUAUAAGGAGUUCACUUUGAACAGAUUCCACUUAAUUCAACAUGAGAAACUCGCUGUCGAACCGUACUCUAUAUCAAACUUUAUGCAGGAAGAAAACAUUCACUGCCGAAGUUGAACCGGGAAAAGAAAAGUUGAAACGAGUGUUGAAUUUAUUCGACUUGACUGCCCUGGGAAUUGGUUCCACAUUAGGAUGUGGCGUAUAUGUGUUAGCCGGGACGGUCGCCAAAUCUAUCGCAGGACCUGCAGUGGUAUUGUCUUUCAUCGUAGCGGCUAUUGUCUCGUCGUUUUCAGGAGUUUGUUACGCUGAAUUCGCUGGUCGUGUACCCAAAGCCGGAUCUGCUUAUAUUUACAGUUACGUGACCGUUGGAGAAUUUAUUGCAUUUUUCAUUGGAUGGACUUUGUACAUUGAACACACUAUUGGUACAGCUUCCGUCGCCAAAGCAAUGACCAAUUAUUUAGAUGCUUUACUCGGAGAUCCUCAAAAGAGAUAUUUUAAAAAACAUUUACCAAUGCAUGUGGAUUUUUUGGGCGAAUAUCCAGAUUUUGCAUCUUUCUUAUUCGUCAUGUUUAUUGCUUUAAUUGUGGCUUGGGGUGUCAAGAAAUCUUCAAGCCUCAAUAAAGCGUUUACCUUGUUGAACUUGUUGACAUUGGGUACAGUAGUCGCCAGUGGCUUUUUUUUAGGUAAACUGUCCAAUUGGUUCAUUCCAAAAAGUGAGAUUCCAUCAGGAGUGGAUGGCGGCAACGGAGGGUUUUCACCAUUCGGUUGGAACGGAAUAAUCGCAGGCGCCGCAAGAUGCUUUUACGGGUUUAUUGGAUUCGACUCCAUCGCUACUACCGGUGAAGAGACCAAAAAUCCGAAAAGAACCAUUCCUCUAGCGAUCAUAUUAUCGUUGUUUUGCGUCACGUUGGCAUAUUCUAGCGUAGCGUCGGUGUUAACUCUGAUGUGGCCGUAUUACGAUCAAGACCCGGACGCACCUCUGCCGGUCAUUUACGAGAACAUGGGAAUGCCAAUCAUCAAAUAUAUGGUUACUUGCGGCGCGGUAUUCGCUCUUAUGACGACCUUAUUAGGAUGUUUAUUUCCUAUACCGAGAAUCUUAUAUGCCAUGUCCAGCGACGGUCUUUUGUUCAAGUGCUUAUCGAUGAUCAACGAAAAAACAAAGACUCCUGUUUUGGCAACAAUAAUUAGUGGAAUCGGCACUGGCUUGCUGUCAUCUAUGUUCAAUCUUGAACAACUCGUCGAGAUGACGUCAAUUGGCACUCUCAUUUCGUAUCUGAUAGUGUGCGUCUGCAUUUUGAUACUCAGGUAUAAAAACAACAAUACAGUCAGUCAGGACUUGGACAACUCCGAAGUUCAUAUAAUCUACAAGUGGUGGAAUGCAUCGAACACAGGAGUGACCAACGCGGAUUCCCAAUACGUGUCGAGAGUACUGAUACUCACAUACACAUUUGCUGCGUUUGUGUUUUGCGUUUGUAUGUCAAACGUUGAUUAUUGCGAAGGAACUUUGCAGUUAUUGCUGACUAUCGUAAUCGGGAUUUCGAUCGCAAUCUUGUUGAUUACCCUGUUAAUGUUAUGUAAACUUCCACAAGCUGUCGAGAACCUGUCAUUUAGGGAUUAUUGAUUUAUGCGUUCUACGGGGUUCACAAUAGUUUGGAAGGUUCCAAACAACGAGCAAUGAAAGAUAAAGAACGCAAACAAGAAACAAAAAUCUUUUACUAAUGCGUUGCACGGCAAAAUACAUGCAAUAAAAUAUUAUUUUCAUUUGUAAUUAUAAUAACUGAUGAUUUCGUAUUAUAAUUUAUUUAUAAUUUACAACCAUUUACAGUAUUAAAUCUGAAAAUUGUGUGGCAAUUUUUUUUUUAUGAAUUACUAUAAUUACAAAACUAUGUUAAAACAUUGUGUUGUUGAGAUAACUAUUAUUAUUUUCUCCCACGGCUGUUUUGUAAUACUUUAUUCCAUAAUUCAAAUAUGCCUAUUAUUAUAAUUAUUUACCGAUAA